UCUCUCUCGCUUCGGAAAGACAUUAGAAUUAGGAAAAUGGAAACCUAGUUUCAUAGGUUAAGGGCAGAAGAACAAGAAAGCAGAAAUAGCGCAAAAACACCCCAGACAAAAUUAAGUCGUAGACGGCUACCCACAAUCAAAUCAAAUCAAAAUCCAUAUAAAUUCGGUUCGAAAUCAUUGCAUCUCGCCUUCAUUCUCCACGUACUUGUCAACAGAAUCGCAUCCAAGAAAUUCCAUGAUACCGAUUCGUUAGAGUACCAAUUGCUCCAAACUAUCACCAAAAGGGAAAAUCAGAAUUCCGAUUAUUUUUCCGAUGCAUCCAUUUAAUCCCGCACCGAAGGCGCUGGCUCGUUCGGUGGUACGCCAGAAUUGGUUCCGGCAGCGGAUGAGAAAUUGUUGCAGUUACAAUCAGAUUCGGUGUCUGAGUAGCGUUCCCGGGACUAAUGUAUUUGCUUCAGCGGGCAAAACUGUGGGAGGUUACAGGAAUAGCAGUUUUCUGGAUUGUGGGAAUUCGUCCAGUAUUAGUAAUGUUGCUUUUCAGAAAAGGGGAUUUCUGGGGUGUGGUGAUGGCCAAGAGGGGAAUGUGCUCUCCAAAGUAUACGAAGAAAGACGUGUUUUGGGAUAUUCACCAGAACAAUUGUUCAAUGUGGUUGCUGCUGUUGACAUGUAUGAAGAUUUUCUUCCUUGGUGUCAGCGAUCAGAGAUAAUUCGCCGCAAUCCUGAUGGGAGUUUUGAUGCUGAGCUAGAAAUUGGCUUCAAGUUUCUUGUUGAAAGUUAUAUCUCCCAUGUGGAGCUACACAAACCAAAAUCUGUUAAGACAACUUCAUCCCAGAGUAGCCUUUUUGAUCAUUUGAUCAAUGUCUGGGAAUUUAAUCCGGGACCUGUUCCAGGAUCCUGCAACCUUUAUUUCUUGGUGGACUUUAAGUUUCAGUCACCAUUUUAUCGACAGAUUGCAAAUAUGUUCUUCAAGGAGGUGGUUUCUCGGCUUGUUGGUUCAUUCAGUGAACGAUGUCGACUGAUAUAUGGACCUGGGGUACCAAUCCUUGAAAAUACUUAUGACGAGAGAAUAUGAAAGUCUGCAAAUUUUUCCAUCAUGUCGACCGAGCCAACACCGUUGAAUCUCUCUCUGAACUUCUAUCAAUAUGAGAUUAACCCCUAUGGCCGAUCUCAUUUGCACUUUGAAUCCUGAAAGAAAGGUACUAACCGCACCAUGCUGGGAUUCUUUCGGAUCAUUUGUAUCAGUAAUUCAGGAUGGAAUGUAUCACCUCUUCCCUUGUUUUUGUUUUUUUUCAUGCUCAAAAGAAGGGGUGAAAAAGGUACAAGGAUGUAUAUCACAUAUAAUAUGAAUUAGCAGUCUUUACAGACAGCCUUAUAGACCUAGAAGUAUUCCCAUUCCCCAUUACUGAUUUCUGUCCCUGGGCUGGUAAAAGAGUAACUCCUUGUAUUCAAGAAUGCAUGUUCAUAAUCUUGUUGUGGAAUUCAAACUGAAGGAUGGGCCAUUUGCAUUGUUGAAAAGCCUCAGCCCACUGAAGCUAUUCUAUCUUCUUAUUUGCACGGAGAUA
This is a messenger RNA of Sesamum indicum (sesame), 1562 nucleotides long. RefSeq lists its product as uncharacterized. The record is from RefSeq and is a predicted model, not a curated record. Gene Ontology annotation, cellular component: mitochondrion. Gene Ontology annotation, biological process: cellular respiration. Gene Ontology annotation, molecular function: ubiquinone binding. Lineage: Eukaryota; Viridiplantae; Streptophyta; Magnoliopsida; Lamiales; Pedaliaceae.